UGAGUCCACGACGACGUGCCUCCGCGUUUUGCAAAGGCUGGGAGACGAGGGCGAAGCCAUGAGAAGUGUGACUCUGGAUCUGAAAGUGGGAUUGCCUUUAGAUAGACCAUCAGAACAUAGCUCUUCAGUUGUCAAUCUAAGUAUUCAUUUGUUAUACACUUGAAUAGCCCCAAAAGCGAAUGACAGCACUUGCACGGAUUACUUGUUACUUGUUCCGUAUUCAGUGGAUAUCACUUUGACACUGCUCUUGUUAGCAUAAACUCUUUGUGUACUUCAGGAUCUUCGGAUAUUGCAGUGCAUCAUUACACCACCCUCAUAGGCUUUCGGCAGCAGUAAAAGGCUAGAGCAGCUUUGAUUCCGUGAUAGCGGAUGGGAGUGGAUGAAUCGAGGGACGGCACCAGAAAAGACCAGUCGCGAGUCAGCAACACCGUUCUCCCUGCCUUCGGCCUCUCCGAAGAGGAGGAUGACCACGCCGCUCCAAAAGCACAGCGCCGUAGCGACGUGUUUCCUCCAGCCUUCGCUGUCAAGAGUCCGAAGAGGAAGAUGACACUGUUGAUCCCAAAGCCCAGGACAGCCCUGUAGCUUGGCAAUGGGAAGACAGCCGACUGGCACCUCUGGUUGCUUACUACAGAAGUGCAAUGUAGUAUUUUGGCGUCCAAGUAGCGAG
Messenger RNA from Cryphonectria parasitica EP155, 667 nucleotides. RefSeq lists its product as uncharacterized. The record is from RefSeq and is a predicted model, not a curated record. Lineage: Eukaryota; Fungi; Ascomycota; Sordariomycetes; Diaporthales; Cryphonectriaceae. Bases 370 to 582 code for a protein of 70 amino acids. The transcript is spliced from 2 exons.